CGACCAAUCAGCGGCCGCCACGUCACCUACGUCACUGGCCGGCCGAGACUGCAGGCUGCAGCGUCGGCGCACGCUGCCGGCGGCCGAUACGAACGGCCGCCGCUCCCCAACAAUUGCAUGGCACAGUUGAUGAGCUGCAGUAACCAAUGUUAGAAAUAUAUGCCAUUGCCAUUGCACACUAAUUGCAAUAAAUCCACAUCGCCUUGGGCCAGGAACCCAGAGUUUUGCUAACAGAAUAAGAAGUUUGCAUUUGUAAUUUAUAGAAAUGUUCAGUUGUCCCUAGUAGGGCUGGUAACUAGUAAGGGUCAUGACCUAGAUAGUGUGCACACUGAAGUAGCUCAUUGCAGUUCCUGUGUGCCAAUUUUUCAGUUAGUGAAGGAAGUGCAGUGCUGUUGGUUCCUCAUUUCCAGGUAGCUGCAUUAUAAGAUAAUCAUGUGUGGCGCGACCAGAGAACAUGACACGCCUCCGCCAUCACCGUUCCGUGGCUCCGGCGACGAGGACGAGACUCUGGAGCCCGAUGAGGUGGUCGUCGAUGACGAUGGAAUGGUUCUGGAGGAGGUGGAGACGCUGGAGGAGGGUCCUCCCCCUGAGGACGAGGACGACGACAUGGACGCUGCUGCCGUGGAGGAGGAGGAGCCUGUCGAGGACAUGUCGCGGCUGACUCUGGACGGCCACAAGGGGUCGGCGUUCUGCGUGGCAGUCUCUCAGGCGGGAGACGCACCUCUUAUCGCCUCGGGUGGUGAGGAUGAUUGCGCGCGCGUGUGGCGAGCCGACACGGGCGCUCUGGUGCUCACCACCUCCGGCCACAAGGAUUCCGUAACUCAGGUGGCUUUCAGCAGUGAUGGCAAGUUACUGGCCGCCGGAGACAUGGCAGGACUGGUACAGGUGUACCGCGUACUGGGAGGGGAGAAGGUCUGGGAGUUUGACACCGGCCUGGACCUCACCUGGCUGGCCUGGCACUCUGUGGCGCCGGCGCUGCUGGCCGGCACCCAGGACGGACAGGGCUGGAUGUGGCGCAUUCCUCGCGGCGACACCAAGACGCUUGCCUCGCACGGAAGCGGUUUGAGCAAGGCGGCGCUGCUGGCGGACGGCGCCCACCUGUUGGCCGGGUAUGAGGACGGCUCGGCGCGUCUCUGGCAGCUCCGCUCCGGUCAGCCGGUACAGCAGUUCAGCGGCGCCGCUGCUCACUCGUCACCGGUCACCUGUGCAGCCGCGCACCGUGAUAACGUCCUCCUGGCCACCGGUGCUAUGGAUGGCUGGGUGAGACUCUACAGCGCUACAUCGGGGAAGCUUCUAACCACCCUAGCAGCUGCUCCUGAUGCCGGCGCUUCUACUGACGCGGAUGAUGACGAAGGCGGUCCCCAGUGUGUGGAGGCGGCGGCUUUCGCCCCGACGGAGACACCCCUGCUGGCCACGGCUUCUGUCGGCGGCGUCCUGACUCUGUGGGAUGCUGUGGCGCAGCGCGCCCGUCACCGUCUCUCCGACCUCUCCGGUGUAACCUGUCUGCGGUGGACGGCGGACGGUACCCGGCUGCUGGUCGGAUGUCUGGAUGGAGAAGUGGUAGAGGUGGAUGCGCGUGCCGGUGGGGUAGUGAGACGUCUUACCUCGGUACCCAGCAGUGUACUGGACAUGGAGCUAACAGCGGACGGUAAGGCCGUGGUGGUGGCGAUGGAUGACGGAAAGGUGCGACUGUUUGACCUGGCUCAGCCCGCGGCUACAUAGGGACGACGAGGUGAUCGCUCGACGGGCGAGGUGCCACUGUUUAAUGUAAAUGGAUAUGGUUAAUAUCUGGUCAUCGGAGCAUUGUUUUCUGAACAUCUUGUUAGGAUGCUGCAAUAAUGCCGAUCGCAUUCGUAUUUCAGCAGGCUUUUGCUACUUGGAUCCGAUUUUGACGAUGAUCAGGAAUUCAUUUGUGUUGUAUUGUUGGGCGUGGCUAUGCCUGCGGAGAAGUUUAUAUGUAUGACGAAAGUGUAAUGUUUUCUUCGCAUCAUGGUAGACAUGCUUGAAUCCAACAGUAGCGCAGGAUUAUUGUCAAAAAGUUGUUUUUUGUUCGGUACUACGGUGGUUCAGAAAUCAGAUACUUGAAAUUGGUUUGAUAGUCGAUAUCGAACGAGGGUCUUAGGGACUCUUUUGUAAUAAACUGCCUUAUCUUGAAUAAAUCGUCUACGCAUUUGGCA
Amphibalanus amphitrite is the source of this 2177-nucleotide messenger RNA. RefSeq names its product angio-associated migratory cell protein-like. The record is from RefSeq and is a predicted model, not a curated record. NCBI's taxonomy places the organism in Eukaryota, Metazoa, Arthropoda, Thecostraca, Balanomorpha, Balanidae. Gene Ontology annotation, molecular function: protein binding. The transcript has 2 exons. The coding region runs from base 433 to 1722 and encodes 429 amino acids.